AUGGAGCGAUCCGAUUGGCUGAGCUGCCUCCUCCCAGGCAGGUGGAGUCUCUUCAAGCAUCAUAUACACAACCCCGUCACCACUGACAACACUUCAUACGCAGAGGAGAUGUCUACCAGCACAAGUUUCAACCCAGCGGGAAUCAGACACGUUUUCAGGGGGACGUUCGUGCACUCGACCCCUCACUGCGCGCUUCAGAUCUUGGAAGAUGCUCUGGUAGGAGUGGACACGGAUGGGAAGAUUGCUUUUGUCGAAAAAGGCGAGGACCUGAGCAGAUUUGUUAUAGACUUCAAUCUAUCUGAUAUCAUCCAACUCUCCCAACAUGAGUUCUUUAUGCCAGGACUGGUGGACACUCACAUCCAUGCUGCACAGUAUAGCUAUGCAGGCACAGCUCUGGACCUGCCUCUGCUGCAGUGGCUGAACACAUACACGUUUCCUGUGGAAUCACAGUUCAAAGACUUAGACUUUGCACGGAAGGUCUAUAAACAAGUGGUGAAAAGAACACUGAGAAAUGGAACAACCACUGCAUGUUACUUUGCCACAAUACAUACCAACGCCUCUCUUCUGCUGGGAGAGAUUGCAAAUGAAUUUGGUCAACGAGCCUUAGUGGGUAAAGUGUGUAUGGACAGAAACCCGUCCGUCAAACACUACAAAGAAACUCUUCAUGAGUCUCAGGAGGAAACUUGUCGGUUUAUUGCAGAACUCUUGGAUAAAAAGUACCCUCUCGUGAAGCCAGUGGUCACCCCACGUUUCGCUCCAUCCUGUACUGGAGCUUUACUUGGGCAGCUGGGAGCCAUUGCCAAGAAUAACAACCUGCACAUUCAGAGUCACAUCAGUGAAAACCAAGAAGAAGUGGAGCUAGUAAAAGACAUUUUUCCAGAGUCUGAAUCUUACACUGAUGUUUACUACAAAUAUAACUUGCUUACUGACAAGACAAUAAUGGCCCACGGCUGUUACUUAAGUAAUGAGGAGUUGGCCUUAUUCAAAGAAACAGGAGCAUCUCUGUCUCACUGUCCCAACUCCAACAUCUCGUUGUGUAGCGGCAUACUGAAUGUACGUAAUGUCUUGAAGCACAAUGUAAAGUUGGGGCUUGGAACUGAUGUAGCAGGUGGAUAUUCGGCUUCUUUAUUGGAUGCUUUGAGGAGAGCACAAGACUCAUCCAAGGUUUUGGCCAUGCAAGACCCAGAGCUGGAGCCCCUAUCCUUUGAGGAGGCUUUCAGAUUGGCAACACUUGGGGGCAGCCAGGCAUUAUCACUGGAUGGCCAAAUAGGAAAUUUUGAAGUUGGCAAAGAUUUUGAUGCUCUGAGGGUGAAUUUGCUUGUGCCAGGGGGACCUAUUGAUCUGAUUCAACACGAAGAAGCAAAGGUACUUGUGGAGAAGUUCCUGAAUUUAGGGGAUGACCGUAACAUUGUGGAGGUGUUUGUGGCUGGCAGAAGAGUCGUCCCAUUCACAGAUUCAAAAUCUGACUGA
This is a messenger RNA of Knipowitschia caucasica, 1470 nucleotides long. The record is from the annotation of a GenBank genome assembly. Lineage: Eukaryota; Metazoa; Chordata; Actinopteri; Gobiiformes; Gobiidae.